Molecule: messenger RNA, 1686 nt
Organism: Parastagonospora nodorum SN15
Lineage: Eukaryota; Fungi; Ascomycota; Dothideomycetes; Pleosporales; Phaeosphaeriaceae
Exons: 6
Coding region: 1-1446 (481 amino acids)
Biological process (GO): signal transduction
Cellular component (GO): cytoplasm
Source: RefSeq, a predicted model, not a curated record
AUGUGGCUGUGGACAGGAUUCGCCAGACUUGUGGUACAUGACAUGGUACAUGGAAGCACUUCAGAAAGUGGUGCUCUCUUGCAGUCAGCGACGACGGAGCCAUGCGCAUACAGUACAGCUGCAAGCAGCUCACAUGCACCUGCAAACAUUCUGAUACAACAGUUCCUACAUGCAAAACUUUCCCGAUGGUCGGCAUGGGUUGAACCGCUGUCAGUUGCUGUGCUUGAUGUCGGAGUGCCUUGGUCGCCGCGUGUAACUGUCAUUGAAGGGUUACUGCGGGGCUCAACCACAGCACGGCACCAUGAUCGACGGGCAGCGCGGUGGCAUAUUGUGCAGACAAAAUUGGGCGCUACAUGUACCUAUGGCGGUGACGGGCGGGAGCGGAUUUUGUGCAAGUGGGAGAGACUCGUCGCGCCUGUUCUGGGCUGUGAAACGAUCCAAGGACGGGCAGGCGUGAUCGACGGCAGCGCUUGCCAAGGAAUCGGGUUCUCCUUCGACGACCAGUCCCCUCCAUCUUCCCUUGAUAAACAGUCCUCUGCCAAAAAGCCCUCAACUUCACUUUCCCACUCCGCACGCUCAACCACCCGUAUCCCGCACCACCAAUCUGUUUCUACCCAACCACAUCUUCUCUCACCACACACCAAAAUGGGUUACGAAGACUCCGUGUACCUGGCCAAGCUGGCUGAGCAGGCCGAGCGCUAUGAGGAGAUGGUCGAGAACAUGAAGGCCGUUGCCUCUGCAGACCAGGAGCUUUCCGUUGAGGAGCGAAAUCUCCUUUCCGUCGCCUACAAGAACGUCAUUGGUGCUCGCCGCGCUUCGUGGAGAAUCGUCACCUCAAUCGAGCAGAAAGAGGAGUCCAAGGGCAACGAGACCCAGGUUGGCCUCAUCAAAGAGUACCGCCAGAAGAUCGAGGCCGAGUUGGCCAAGAUCUGCGAGGACAUUCUUGAGUGCCUGGACAGCCAUUUGAUUCCCUCUGCUGAGAGCGGCGAGUCCAAGGUCUUCUACCACAAGAUGAAGGGCGACUACCACCGUUACCUUGCCGAAUUCGCCGUUGGUGACAAGCGCAAGACGUCCGCUGACAAGUCCCUCGAGGCCUACAAGGCUGCCACAGAUGUGGCCGCCUCGAACCUUGCUCCCACUCACCCCAUCCGCCUCGGUCUCGCACUGAACUUCUCCGUCUUUUACUACGAGAUCCUCAACUCGCCCGACCAGGCUUGCCAAUUGGCCAAGCAGGCUUUCGAUGAUGCCAUCGCUGAGCUCGAUACCCUGUCUGAGGAGAGCUACAAGGACUCUACUCUCAUCAUGCAGCUCCUCAGGGACAACUUGACCCUCUGGACUUCUUCCGAGGCCGAGCCAUCUGCCGAGGCACCCGCUGCUGCUGCUGAGCCCGCCGCCGAAGCGCCCAAGGCAGAGGCCACCGAGCCCGCCGCUGAGGCCAAGGCAUAAAUGAUCAAAAUACUCUGCGCAGAAAGAGGACGCGGUUGACGACAUGGAGCUUCUUGGUAUGGGCGAAUGAUGCCUGGGUCAUCGUUUGCUAAUGGUAUGGAGGUGUACUGGGGUGCUUGAGCCAUUUGUGCUUUACUAGACUCUCGAAAUCUUCAUCCUGUCAACAUCCAGACGCCCAAUCACCCACCUAACUCGCUGUAGCACGUCUUGUACGGAACCUAUAUAUCCAUGUGGAGGCUC